UUUUUUUUUUUUUUUUGGUUCUUUUUUUCGGAGCUGGGGACCGAACCCAGGGCCUUGCGCUUCCUAGGUAAGCGCUCUACCACUGAGCUAAAUCCCCAGCCCCAGAAAUUCUAAAUAUAUGCUUAAAUGCUAACACUUUAAGAAAUAGGGGCUGGGGGCUGGGGAUUUAGCUCAGUGGUAGAGCGCUUACCUAGGAAGCGCAAGGCCCUGGGUUCGGUCCCCAGCUCCGAAAAAAAGAACCAAAAAAAAAAAAAAAAAAAAAAGAAAGAAAGAAAAGAAAUAGGGGCUGGAGAAAAGGCUCUGUAAUUAAGAGCACUAUCUGUUUUUCCAGUGGACCUGAGUUCAAUUUCUAUCACGUGUGUGUGUGUGUGUGUGUGUGUGUGUGUGUGUGUGUGUAUGGGUGACAGUGCCCCUUUAAAAUAUAUAUAUAUGUAUGUAUGUAUGUAUGUAUAUAUAUAUAUAUAUAUAUAUUUUAAGAAGAAGAAGAAGAAGAAAAGGACUAGAGAAAAUGCUCAACAGUUAAGAGCACUGACUGCUUUUCCAGAAGACCCAGGUUCAAUUCCCAGCAUCCACAUGGCAGCUCACAGCUCUCUGUAACUCCAGUUCCAGGGGAUUUGACACCCUCAUAUGGACAUGAAUGCAGGCAAAACAUCAAUACACAUUAGAAAGAAAGAAGAGAGGGCUGGAGAGAUGGCUCAGCGGUUAAGAGCACCCGACUGCUCUUCCAGAGGUCAUGAGUUCAAUUCCCAGCAACCACAUGGUGGCUCACAACCAUCUGUAAAGAGAUCCGGUGCCCUCUUCUGGUGUAUCUGAAGACAAUUACAGUGUACUUAUAUAUAAUAAAUGAAUAAAUCUUAAAAAAAAAAAGAAAGAAGAGAAAAGAAAUAGUUUCUUUAACAAUAACUUGCUUGAAAAAUGUAGUAAUAAAUAUCUAUUUAUUGCAGAGGAGUGAGGCAGGAUUGCCACAAACUUGAGGCUAGCUUUGGCUAUAAAAUCUGCCUCAAAAAAACAAAACAAAACACAAAACAAAAAACAAAAAAACCAAAAAAAAAACAACAAAAAAAAACACAAAAAUGAACGGAAGUAGGGUAAUGUGGGGGCCUCAGUGACCUUCAUGGGUAGCAGAGUGACGAGCUGUUGGGGGCAAGAAGUCAGUUCACUGUAACAUGACUCAGUAGCCAGUGUUGACUCAAACUUCAGAGUCUGACCCCACGUGGUUUAUUUAAGCACAGCACAGUCUGGUGAAAACCAUUCUUGUAAUGACUAUCUGAAUCCUGAGUGCACAACCAGCAUUUCUGAUUCUCUUUGAGGAACAAAGUAAACUAAAUAGAGAUCAGACAGACACAUGUGGUACCUCCCAUAGAGAUAGACUCUGUAGAUUGACUGAGAAAUGGCUUGUGUUCAUGAGAAGGAUCCGGAGGAAGGUCCAGUAGUGGAAAGUCCUUGGCCACAUAAAUCGUGUAAAGGUGACCAGGCUAGAAAGCUCAUCCACUCCAGCCUUCCCAAUGGAAAGCAGGUUUACCUUCCUUCCUUUGAAGGAACAGUCUUCUGUGCUUAACAGUCCAGAUUCCCUGCUGCAUCCAUGAGCACAAGGACCUCCACGCCAACUACAGAGUGAAAAACCGAGGAGCUCACGCUUAUACAGGUUUAAAUUAGUUUAUCAGUGUUUAUAACUCACAAAAAAUGGGUGAGGAACAAGGUAAACAGUAUUUUUUUAAGGUUCCUAUAUUUUUAUACUAAGUAAUCCUUUUUUUUUCUAAGCAUAGUAGCACAUACUAAAUUUCUAGACUAUAAUCCCAAGAUCAGCCACUGAAAAUGUAAUUAAAAGAUAUAUGCCUAGAAAAGCAAGAGGAAUUCAAAAGAGAAAGUUAGAAAAUCAAAAGGCGAUUAUAAUCAACUGCAGGUAAAAGAGCAGGAGCAGACAUAAAAGGGUCUGGAGAACCUUGGCACCACGUGUAGGGAUAGACAGGCCAGUGAGUAGUACCAGGCUCCUGAUGAAGAACUUCAUGGUUCCUGGUAAGGCAUUUGACCUUAAUCCUGGCACUUGUGUCAAACUGAUGAUGGUUGAAAUUGGAGGUUGGAAUGGUAACGUGUAUGUGCGUUUAUGUGUAUCAGGGGGUGGGGGGGGUUGAACCCAGGGCCUUUUGCAAGCUAGGCAAUUACUCCUACCACUUAGCUAUGCCCUCAACCUGGUGAUGUUGCGUUUUAGCAGUUGGCUGUGUGAGAGGAGUUAAAUCAAGUGUGGAAGUAGACUUUGAGCUCUGCAUGUUCACCUGGCUGUUGAGUAUCCUCAAAGGCACUGAUAUUGUCUGUCUCCUCCCUAGAAACUGAGACUUCCAACUUUGCCAAACAGUUCCUACCCUAGAACUAAGUGUACAUACCAGAUUUUUACUUGACCCAUUCAGAACUCCACAUAUUUGAAUCUGUUGACAGUGGUGACCUUGACAUCUAUUAAGAGAAACAGCACAAAAGCAGAAGGGACUAUUUGGAAGGAAGAAGGGUUACCAAUGAGGAACAGGGAGGAUGAAGAAAGCAGUUCAUGACCACCAAGGCAAACCAGAACAAAGUAGAAGGCUAUGUACAAAAGUCUAGCAAAACACUUACCAUGCUAAAUAAAGACCAGUCAUACAAUUUAAAAGAGAGAGAGAACUAGCAUGCUGGUUAUGGUGCGACACCACUACCAGACCAUAAUGUGCCAGCAGUGCUGGUACCAGGCAGGCGAGAAGACACACUGAGACCACCACAGUGUUAUUCCAGGCUCACGGCACAAAGGUUGGUGACAGUGCCCCUGAUGACAUCAUCAAGCUUUCCUGUUUGACCAACCUUCUGAGGAAUGGGAGCAAGUAUUAGUGGUGGUUUCCAUUAGUUCAAACUCAGACUGUUGCUUCUCUAUCCCUUAUUGUCUUAAGGCCUACAUGGAAUGUUAAGCCAUAGGUGAAAUAUUAAGGCCUGUGUAACUGUUACCUGUGUAGCCUGCCAUUUUGUGCUGUUACUACUAAUAUAAUAAGGAACAUCUCUCAUAUACUGUUACUGCUAUUAGGAUGUUCUGUGCUUUGGUGUUCUUGGAAGGCAAUCACAACAGAAGUCAGUUAGAACAGCUUUCUAUAGUUAGCCACAAUAAGCUUGGACCUGAGCCAACUCAUCCAGCAAAUGGUAUUUGCCUUUAUAAGUUGCCCCUGGGAUGGACUGCAACAUAAGUGACACCUGCACCUAUUUAAAAUAGUGGUCAAGUAACGUUUAAGUCCCCAAGACCUCCCUGGGAACUAUUAUCAGAAAGAGACAUUUAAUUGACAUCCUUGUAGACAAUUAAGACAUAAAUGUGUCAAGUCUCCUACCACAGUUGAAUACCCCAACCAGUGGGAGCAGGAAAAGUGUACAACAAGGACAUGUUCCUAAGGAAGUCCUCUAUCCCUAAAUACUGAUUGGUGAAAUAACUUGGCACCAAACUCAUUAUCACAGUUCAGCUCCCAAGUCUGAUUGAUCAGUCCUGGGGCAAAUGCUCAAUAAAUAUCCCUGUCUACUGAGACCAGUGUUCAUAUAGUUUGUGAGGUGACUCCUGGACUCCAACAUUGUUAAGGCUGAUUAUAUCCAGGUGUAGUGGUGCAUGCCUAUAAUCUCUGAAUUCAGGAGGCAGAGUCAAAACUUGGAUCACACUGUGAUCCCUGAGAGUGUAUUAUUUACUAGGGAAAAAUACCUGUUUCUGGUUAUGAUAUGGCUCAACUCUAGCUCGCACCUUUAAUCCAAGAGCUUUUGGUUUAUUGUAAACAAGAUUAAAUAAAGUCAACUCUGGUCAAGCAGCCAGCUGUCAGAGAGUGAACAUAGGAAAAAAAUAGGAAAAAUAAAAGGAAGUCAGGAGGACAGAUAAAAAGAAUAAAAAGAUUCACAAGAAGUAGAAGGGAGGAAUAUUCAGUUUGAGGAUUUUUGAGAGGGCAUGAAGAAGGAGAGCUUUGUUUUGGGACAUCGGUUAUGGAGGAAGGUCAUCUGGAUGCUCUCUCUGCCUCUCUGAGCUAGCAGGCCUCCACCUCAGCAUCUGACUCCCGAGUCUUCAUUGGGAAAAUCAAAUGAUUGAGAUUUUGUUUAAAACAUUUGGCACUCCAAUGCAUGGCACGACCAUAAGGACAAAGAAAUCACACCAGCUGCAGACAAGCUGAAAAGCCAUCAGAUAAGGUAAGUCACCUGGGAAGUCCUCAAGGAGAGAAUUAAGGCUGGGAAAUAAUACAAGGUGCUAGGACCCUGUAUAGUGGACUUUAGAUGCUUAAAAAUAGAGCAGAAAACGGAAUAUAAAUGACUGAACUGAGAUUGACAAAUGCUGAGUAUAAUUACUAUUGUGUGGUCAGCAGCCUACCCUGAAUAGCCCUAGUUUUUAUGUUAAAUAUGAAAAGUGGACUGAUAAAAUUCAAGCCUGAGAAAGUCUUAUAAAUGACAAUAAGAAAAACACUCAUGCACAGACAGAGGAAUCUAGACAAGGACCUACCACAUCGCCACAUUAAAACUAAAGAGGGGUAACCCAAGGUUGUUAAAAACCCAACCUUAGUUUUUCCAGUAACUAUACAAGACCUACCAGGAGACAAUAGGCACCCCCAAAGUUAUGAAGUAGUUAAAUGGAUUCCUAUAGACAAUCAAUUCAAACAAGAUUUAAGGAAGCAGUAGUUUCAUAUGGUAUGCAUCUACCCCAUGUGAGGCAAAUGUUCUAUUCAUGGCCCACUCAGAACAGAACUGGUCCUCAGUUAAAAUGGUGAACAUGGGGGUUGGGGAUUUAGCUCAGUGGUAGAGCGCUUGCCUAGGAAGCAGAAGGCCCUGGGUUCGGUCCCCAGCUCCGGAAAAAAAAAAAAAAAGUGGUGAACAUGGUAAAAAGAGAAAGCUAGGACCACAGAACAACAAAAUAGGGCUAGAGGUACUAAUUUUUCCCAAGACCAGUUGCUCGGUGAAGGUUAACAUGCUGAGUUACAAAGGCAGCUUGAAUUUGAUAACCGCACCCUGACACUAUGUCCUGUGGCAGUUCUAAAUGCUUGAGGCAAGGUUGAAAAGUCAGAAAGAGAUCUGAGUUAUUUAUUAAUAUAUAAGACCCCAAAGAAGCCUGUACUGAGUUUUUAGGAAGACUGACUGCAACUGUCAAUAGAAUGGUAUCAGAUUCAGAGGCCAGGCAAAUAUUAAUUAAAUGUUUUGCUUUUGAAAAUGCUAAUUCGGAAUGCAAAAAGGUGAUUAGACCUUUAAAGGCAAGGUCAGCACCAAUAGAUUAACAGACUAGAAAUAUGGCUGAUAUUGGAUCUCACAUUUAUGAUGCUACUCUGAUAGGAGAAGUAAUUUCUAAAAAUGUUAAGAAACAUCAAAAUGUCAGAUGUCUUAAUUGUGUCUCAAAGGUCAUUUGAAGAGGGAUUGUAGCCAAAGCAUUUCUAGAAACAAUGUUUUUUUCUAGAGCUAAUACAAAAAGAAGGCCCCAGCCUUCUGGAGUAUGCGAAAGAUAUGGCCAAGGCUGGCAUUGGACUAAUGAAUGCAGAUCAACAAGGAAAAGGCAAGGACUUUAUUGACUUAACUAGAGAAACUCGAACAAGGGCAAAAGAUCGGAAUGGACUCUGUGUGAUUGAUCUGACAAGAAGUGAGGAAGAAAAUAGGCCUAUUGCCACUCUCGAUUUGACUUUAGAACCUGUAGCUUCCUCUCAGAAGGAGCCACCCAGUCUUCAGACAUGUACCAAUCUCUCAGGCAAAGAGAUGAUUGAAGCUCAAGGAGACAGAGGCACUCAGCCUGCAGCACAGAGAGUCAUUAACAAUGAUCCUGUAGAUUUGGAUUUGUUGGAGGAAAACAUGUUUGAAGGUUCUCGACCCCCUACAUCCAUCAGCCAGGACUCUGUUUAUCCACCAGAACCAAACUGUAGCUCAAUCACAUAUAAAGGUGACCUCAGCUUCUUGACAAGCCUACAGCUCUCUUCAGAUGUUAGCCCCUUCUCCUCCACAAGCAAUAACAGUAGCAGCAGCAGCAAUCAGAGGACCUCUUUGCCAUGCCCACAGCAAGAUGUGCCUUGCCAAUCACAAGGCUUGCUAUGCUCACUUCAGGCCUUAUCAUACCCAUUAAGAGGUUCACCAUGUCCACCACGAGCUUCCUCAUGUCCACCACAAGCCCUGUCAUGCCCACCACAAGCUUUGUCAUGUCCAUCACAGACUUUGUCAUGCCCAACUCAAGCCUUGUCAUGCCCAUCACAGACUGUGCAGUGCCAGCUCCAAGCAUUGCCUCAACCACCUCAAGAAGUGCCAUGCUCUACCCAAAAUGUACCAUGCCCUCAGCAGAAUAUCCCAAGCACACCUCAAGACUUACCAUGGCAUCCUCGACACCCCCUAUACCCAUCCCAAGACACUUUGGGCCUACCUCAAGAUGUUCCAGGCCGACCUCAAAACGUAUCAUAUCCACAAGACAUGACACAACUACAAGACAUGCCAUGGUCACUGCAAGACAUGCCGCUGUCACUACAAGAUGUGCUACAGUCACUGCAAGAUGUGCCACCAUUGCUGGGAGAUGUGCCACAGUCGCCAGAAGUGAUGCAGUUACCAGGAUAUAUGACACAGUCAUCAAGAAAUGUGAUUCAGUCAUCAGCAGGUGUGAUCCGAUCAUCAGGAGGUGUGAUGCAGCCAUCAGGAUGUAUGAUGCAGCCAUCAGGAGGUGUGACCCAGUCACUAAGAAGUGCAAUACAGUCAUCAGGAGGUGUGAUGCAGUCAUCAGGUGUGACGCAGUCACUAAGAAGUGUGAUGCAGUCGUCAGGAGGUGUGAUGCAGUCAUCAGGUGUGACGCAGUCAUCAGGAGGUGUGACAUGGUCACUAAGAAGUGUGAUGCAGUCAUCAGGAUGUAUGAUGCAGUCCCCAGGAGGUGUGAUGCUGUCAGCAGGAGAUAUGAUGCAAUCAUCUGGUGGUGCGACACGGUCACUAAGAAGUAUGAUGCAGUCAUCAGGAUGUAUGAUGCAGUCCCCAGGAGGUGUGACCCAGUCAUCAGGAAGUGUGAUGCAGUCACUAAGAAAUGUUAUUCAGUCAUCAGGAGGUGUGACACAGUCAUCAGGUGGGGUGAUACAGUCCUCAUCAGGUGUGCCACAAUCAUUAAGAGAUAGGAUGCAGUCACCAGGAAGUGUCUCACAGUCAUCAGGAGAUGUGAUACAAUCACCAAGAGGUGCGUCACCAGCAUCAGGAGAUGUGAUAAAGUCACAAGGAGGUAUGCCACGGUCAUUAAGAGAUAGGAUGCAGUCACCAGGAGGUGUGCCACAGUCAUCAGAAGAUGUAAUACAAUCAGCAGGAGGUGUGUCGCCUGCAUCAGGAGAUGCAAUUCAGUCACCAGGAGGUGUAUCACCUGCCUCAGGAGAUGCAAUGCAGUCAUCAGGAGGUGUGACACCAUCAUUAGGAGAUGUGCCACAGUCAUCAGGAGGUGUGUCACCUGCAUCAGGAGAUGCAAUGCAGUCACCAGGAGGUGUGACCCCAUCAUUAGGAGACGCAAUGCAGUCACCAGGAGGUGUGUCACCAGCAUCAGGAGAUGCGAUGCAGUCACCAGGAGGUGUGUCACCAUCAUUAGGAGAUGUGCCACAGUCACCUGGCAAUAUGUUAGAGUCACUUGGAAAUACACCAAACUUAUCAGGAGAUGUGUCACACGUACCACAAGAGUUAUUGGAUUUGGCAAAAGGCAGGCCCAAAUUGUCCCUGAAUGCUGUGCAAAAUCGCCAUUCUCCUAUGACUAUCUCGGCUCCAUCCUCUCCAAGCUGCUCUGCUAACCCACUGUCUCAACAGUCUGAAUUUUCCUCAGAAAAACGUCCUUGGCUCACAGUCUCAAACAGCUCAGCCAGAGAAGAGAGAUCACUGCCACAGUCUGCCACCCCUGGCUCUGCCCAGAUACAGGGACAAAUAGCACAAGCUGGGGUGUACAAUAGGCCUUGCCUGCAUAGACUGAAGUACUUCCUACGGCCUCCAGUACAUCAUCUCUUCUUCCAGACGUUAAUACCGGAUAAAGACACACGAGAGAGCAAGGGUCAGAAAUUAGAACCCAUCCCUCAUCGAAGACUAAGAAUGGUGACAAACACUAUUGAGGAAAACUUCCCCUUGGGAACUGUGCAGUUUUUAAUGGACUUUGUUUCACCCCAACAUUACCCACCCAGAGAAAUUGUGGCUCACAUCAUCCAGAAAAUCCUGCUGAGCGGCUCUGAGACUGUGGAUGUCCUCAAGGAGGCCUACAUGCUUCUCAUGAAAAUCCAACAGCUGCAUCCAGCCAAUGCCAAGACAGUGGAGUGGGACUGGAAACUGCUCACCUAUGUCAUGGAGGAAGAGGGGCAAACUUUACCUGGACGAGUUCUCUUUCUACGGUACGUGGUGCAGACCCUGGAGGAUGACUUCCAGCAGAUCCUGAGGAGACAGCGGCAGCACCUACAGCAAUCCAUUGCAAACACGGUUCUGUCAUGUGACAAACAGCCCCACAACGUCAGAGAUGUUAUCAAGUGGCUGGUCAAAGCAGUGACUGAAAAUGCAUUAACUCCACCCCAGGACGAGACGCAGACCUCUCCAGGACCAGGAGUCUUGAAAACGAGCAGUGACCAUCUGUCACCCCAGCCUAACCUGGCCAGGAACACCAAUCAACUGAUUGUGUGUCAGCUUCAGAGGAUGCUGUCCAUCGCCGUAGAGGUAGACAGGACUCCAACCUGCAGCUCCAAUAAAAUAGCGGAGAUGAUGUUUGGGUUUGUGCUGGACAUCCCCGAGAGGAGCCAGAGGGAGAUGUUCUUUACUACCAUGGAAAGCCACCUUCUGCGAUGCAAAGUCUUAGAGAUCAUAUUCCUCCACAGCUGUGAGACACCCACCCGUCUCCCCUUGUCUCUGGCCCAGGCCCUCUAUUUUCUGAACAACUCCACAUCCCUGCUCAAGUGUCAGUCAGAUAAAAGCCAGUGGCAGACGUGGGAUGAGCUGGUUGAACAUCUGCAGUUCCUGUUGUCCAGUUAUCAACAUGUGCUGAGAGAGCACUUACGGAGUUCAGUAAUUGAUCGGAAAGACUUAAUCAUCAAACGAAUUAAGCCCAAGCCCCAGCAAGGAGAUGACAUCACAGUGGUGGAUGUGGAGAAGCAGAUUGAGGCCUUCCGUAGCCGCCUGGUCCACAUAUUGGGAGAACCUUUAGUCCCCCAGCUCCAAGACAAAGUGCAUUUGUUGAAGCUGCUGCUCUUCUACGCUGCGGACUUGAACCCCGACACAGAGCCUGCCUCAGAGCGCUGAGGCAGCCAGACUUCUAAGCACUGAGCACCAAGAAUACCUCCUGACUGUCGCCAGCUACUUAGAAGCCCUGAAGUAUGAACGGUAGUUAGGAAUAUCACAGGACCAAACCUAUCUUAUUUAUCUGUAGGUUGUAAUAACUUUAUAACUCUUCAGUAUAUAUCUUUUUUUAUAAUCUUUAUCCUAGCCUAUUCAAAUUUGGCUUAAAUAUACAAGGUGUAUAUAUUUUUUAUUAAAUUAUUUAUCUAUGCUUUUAAAACAGGCAGUGAUAUGCACUAUAUGUCCAACAUUUCCACGCAAGAUGGGAAAGAACCCUUCUGCUGAGCGAUCCAUCAGUGUUACAAUGUCAAGGUACUGACGGCCUGUUUCUGGAAAGACGUUAGCUUUUCCUGAACAGACCACAUUCUAUACUAGACUUUUUACAUUGCCCAUGAAUGUGACUCUGUGGCCAGUUUAUUAAAUCUAAUAUAACAAAGCAGGCAAAGACACAAAAGGAUAAAGUCUCUUAAACAUCUGAUGUCAAUAUGACAAUAAAAAGCUUACAAUGCUCGGGCUCCACUACGGGGCAGGCAGAUGGACAAGAAAGACGUGGGCUUGAGAAAGUAGUAAAGAUUUUUAUUUGUCAAUACAAGAUAACACAAAUAAAUUAAUUUUUACAACAA
This is a messenger RNA of Rattus norvegicus (Norway rat), 9881 nucleotides long. The record is from RefSeq and is a predicted model, not a curated record. Lineage: Eukaryota; Metazoa; Chordata; Mammalia; Rodentia; Muridae.